GACAUAACUUUGCAGUAGAGGAGAUCCGAUCCAACAAAAUUUGGUCAAGAGAAAAUGGGUGAGCCUGAUGAUAUACGCUCCGCCCCUAUAACCCCAAGAUCGGCUUCUAUCAGACCGAUACCGCCCAUUUCAGCUCCUCCAUCGCAGUUCCAUUCCCCGUCUCUGUCCCGGUCCCCGCUCCUAUCCACCGGCGACCAUCCGGCAGCUGCAACCAAAACCCCCAACAAAUCUCGAACGCCGCGGUUCAUUACUCCAUUGGGGAGUCCACUCAGAAAGGCUCUGCACCUCACAAAACUAGAUCCUCAAGAUGCUUGGCUCCCAAUCACCGAGUCAAGAAACGGAAACGCUUACUAUGCAGCAUUUCAUACUCUUUGUUCAGGAAUUGGGAUUCAAGCUCUUAUCCUCCCUGUUGCCUUCACCAUUCUUGGGUGGACAUGGGGAAUCAUAUGCUUGACUCUAGCAUUCAUAUGGCAACUUUACACUCUAUACUUACUGGUUCAACUCCAUGAGUCAACUGAAACUGGGAUGCGCUAUAGCAGAUACAUGCAACUAUUCAGUGCAACUUUUGGAGAGAAGCUAGCCAAUUUUAUAGCCCUAUUUCCGAUCAUGUACCUAGCAGGAGGUACAUGUGUGGCUCUGAUCAUCAUCGGAGGUUCAACGUCAAAGAUGUUCUUCCAGAUUGUGUGUGGGACCACAUGCACUGUCGAAACUUUAACGACUGUGGAGUGGUACCUGGUGUUUACAUGUGCUGCAGUGCUGCUCUCUCAGCUGCCCAACUUGAAUUCUAUUGCCGGUGUGUCACUGGUCGGUGCCAUCACCGCGGUUGGAUACUGUACACUCAUGUGGGCGGUGUCGGUGGCGGAGGGAAGGCUUCCGAACGUGUCCUACAAUCCGGUGAAAGCCAACAGCCAGCUUGUUAGGGUUUUCGAUCUUCUGAAUGCACUUGGGAUCAUUGCUUUUGCUUUCAGAGGCCACAAUCUAAUACUUGAGAUACAGGCCACUAUGCCUUCAAGUGAAAAACAUCCCUCUCGAGUGCCAAUGUGGAGAGGUGUCAAAUUUGCCUAUGCACUCAUAGCAAUGUGCAUAUUUCCCCUUGCAAUCGGUGGCUAUUGGGCUUAUGGUCAUAUGAUACCAGAAAAUGGAGGCAUGCUAACAGCAUUGUACGCGUUCCAUGGAAAAGAUGCCUCACAAUUCAUUCUAGGACUAACAAGCUUAUUUGUGAUAAUAAAUGCGGUGAGCUCUUUCCAAAUCUAUGGCAUGCCAAUGUUCGACGACAUGGAGUCCAAGUACACGAUGAGGAUGAAGAAGCCAUGCCCAUGGUGGCUCCGGGCAAUUUUUAGGGCCAUGUUUGGAUACGGAUGCUUCUUUGUUGCCGUGGCAAUCCCCUUCCUGGGAAGCCUAGCGGGACUAAUUGGAGGGAUAGCAUUACCAGUGACUUUAGCUUAUCCAUGUUUUAUGUGGCUCAAGGUUAAGAAGCCCAAGGUUUACAGCCCAAUCUGGUGGCUAAACUGGGGUUUGGGUCUCCUAGGAAUGGGUCUAAGUGCGGUAUUAAUUGCAGCUGGGGUGUAUGUUGUCAUUGACACUGGUAUUGAAGUGAGCUUCUUUAAGCCUCACUAAGUACAUUACUACUACUAAUUUAGAUAAGAAUUGGGAGUGGGGGCCGGGUUUAUGAUUUGGAAUUGGGAAUAACCAUAUCUAUAUUUGUUUAUAUGUAAUUGUGGUUUCGAUUCAAAAAAAAAAGUGUAUCCACAGAAAUAGUAUUUUUCAAUUCCAUCAAGAUUUUCAACGUACUU
Molecule: messenger RNA, 1793 nt
Organism: Cornus florida
Lineage: Eukaryota; Viridiplantae; Streptophyta; Magnoliopsida; Cornales; Cornaceae
Product: lysine histidine transporter-like 8
Exons: 5
Coding region: 55-1617 (520 amino acids)
Cellular component (GO): plasma membrane
Source: RefSeq, a predicted model, not a curated record